This is a messenger RNA of Biomphalaria glabrata, 1095 nucleotides long. RefSeq names its product sex peptide receptor-related protein 2-like. Bases 1 to 1095 code for a protein of 364 amino acids. The transcript has a single exon. Gene Ontology annotation, biological process: G protein-coupled receptor signaling pathway. NCBI's taxonomy places the organism in Eukaryota, Metazoa, Mollusca, Gastropoda, Planorbidae. Gene Ontology annotation, cellular component: plasma membrane. Gene Ontology annotation, molecular function: G protein-coupled receptor activity. The record is from RefSeq and is a predicted model, not a curated record.
AUGAAUGAAAAUUCUAGUGUUCAAUCUGUCGCUUUUGACGUUGGUGUAAGCUUCACACCACAGACGUCAAUGGAUGUUAUUUUAAACCUCAUUACGGAAGGUACUCUUUCCCAGCAAGACGUCUACAUCCGGUGUAUUCUUCUUCCGGUGUUGGGAUUUUGUGGCCUGUUGGGCAACUUUCUGAACAUUGUCAUCCUGACUCACCACGGGUUCAGAGAGUCGACCAACAUCAUCCUGGUGUCCCUGUCUGUGUCUGACUUCUGCUUUUCUCUCACGCAGAUCUUGCGCCGCAUACGGUGUGUGGUCCAGAUGUUUGACUUCUUCUUAGGCGUGACUGUAGAGACGUUCCUAGAGGUCUACAUCAUCCCCAUCAACACGCUCAUGCUAGUGGUCAGCCUGUGUCACGUGACUUUAAUCUCCAUCGAGAGGAUGAUAGCCGUCUGCUUUCCCUUUCACGUUGCGAGGAUAGUCCGGAAGGGGCGAGUCCUAGUGGUGGUCCUCUUUCUGUACGCGUACCCCACCUUAAUGGGUUUCCCAAACCUGUUCAGAUUCACCUUCCAGUGGAUUUACGUCCCUGAUGUCAACGUUACGGUCGCUAUGGUGAGGAUGACCCAGCUCUUGACUGACCACUUUGACGUCAUUCUGAUGUACGGGACGGUCGUCUUCAACAACUUAUUCUCCACCGUCACUCUCGCUUCCAUACUAACCUGUUCAAUCAUCAUCGUGCUGCGCCUGUUGACCUCAAGGCUAGGGCGGGCCAGAAAAAAAGUCGCCUUGGGGACCAAGACAAAAGAGCUGAAGGCGGUGAAGAUGUUGCUGGCUGUCUGCCUUGCAUGCCUGAUCGUCUGCAUACCUACAGCAGUCCUGGACAUGUUUGUACUCUACAUUAACUCCAUUCAGGACACUCGACCGUUAUACCACAUCGGUCAGACGGUGAACGACGUGCUCUAUCAGGUCAACGCAUGCCUCAACUUCUUCAUCUACGUCACUAUGAGCUCCAAGUUUGCUAAAACGUAUAACAUGCUGUUUUGUCACCUUUCUUUCUCCCGCUCCAAGGCCGUGUCAACAGAAGCAUUGUACCAUUAUACAAAAUAG